GUGGCGUCACUAUUGCUACUUAAUUAAACCCUAGUACCAUACACAUCCAAACGCCUCCUCUCUCUCCUUGAUUUCAUCAAUGGCGAAUCCCACGAAUGCAGCAGAGGGGCGACGACAAAUGUUCGAAUCAUUCUAUUCGGUCAUUGCACUUGUAUUCAUAUUAGUGGCCUGUGUGGAGCUCUGUGAUGCAUCUACAGUCGUCGACGUUUACCGUCUUAUACAGUAUGAUAUCGCCGGUGUUCCUUUUGGAUCUCGUGUCGCAUCUCUUAAUCACCACGCUGGUUCUUCUCUCUUUGCUCCUGGUUCCGAUCUCUCCCGUACUGUUGUCAUAUUUCCCCUAAGUGAAUUGAACGAAACAUUCAUUCGAGAAUAUAUUGAACAGGGAAAGCCUUUAGGGGGCUUACUACUUCUACUUCCUCGAAUCUUUCAUCCUGACAACAGUGAAACUGUUGGUGGACAUGGUGUAAGCUCUGAUAAGGAGAAUUUGAAGAAAAUUCUGGUGGAUUUAGAGCAGAAGCUAAUACAUUCUAGUAUCCAUUAUCCUGUGUAUUUUGCUUUUGAAGAUGAAGAUUUAGACACAGUGUUAGCUGAUAUCAAGAAAAACGAUGCAGCUGGUCAACCUGCAACUGCAACUACUGGGGGAUACAAGCUUAUUGUCACAUCACCAACUCCCAAGAAACUCACAUCUCCUACAAUCACAAACAUCCAGGGGUGGUUGCCUGGUUUGAAAGGUGAUGGAGAUUCAAACCAACUCCCAACUAUUGCCAUUGUAGCAUCAUAUGAUACAUUUGGAGCAGCUCCGGGAUUAUCUGUUGGAAGUGAUAGCAAUGGAAGUGGUGUUGUUGGACUUCUUGAAAUUGCUAGAUUAUUUUCCAUCUUAUAUUCCAAUCCUCACACUAGAGGAAAGUAUAAUCUACUCUUUGGUUUGACAUCUGGUGGACCUUAUAACUACAAUGGAACCCAAAAGUGGCUUAGAAGUUUUGAUCAACGUUUGAGAGAAAGUAUUGAUUAUGCUAUCUGCUUGAAUAGCCUUGGGUCAGGGGAAAAUGGGUUAUGGGUUCAUGUUUCUAAGCCUCCAGAGAAUGCAUAUGUUAAACAAAUCUUUGAAGGUUUAUCUGAUGUAGCACAAGAAUUAGGGCUCAAAGUUGGGCUAAAGCACAAGAAAAUCAACAUUUCCAAUUCCCGAGUAGCAUGGGAGCAUGAACAGUUUUCAAGGUUAAGAGUUACAGCAGCAACAGUUUCUGGACUUUCUGUUGCUCCAAAUUUGUUGGAAAAUACUGGAGGUCUUUCUGAUAACAGAGAGUUUGUGAGUGAAGAUGCAGUUGUUCAGAGUGUGAAAUUGGUUGCUGAAAGUCUUGCAAGGCAUAUAUAUGGUCAACAAGGGAAGAAGAUGGAAAUAUUUGCAGAUAACACAAGUUUGUCUGUGAAUCCUUUUUACAUAAAAUCAUGGCUUCAUCUUUUAUCAACAACACCUCGUGUAGCUCCAUUUCUCUCAAAGGACAAUCCAUUCAUCAUGGCAUUGAAAAAGGAAUUAGCAGAUCAUGUUGCAGAGGUGAAUUUGCAACAUGACGUGCUUAAUGGAAUGUUCACAUUUUAUGACUCCACAGUUGCUACACUCCAGAUUUAUCAGGUUGCGAGUGUAACAUUUGACUUGCUGUUGCUACUAGUCCUGGGAUCAUAUUUAAUUACACUUUUCAGCUUCCUUGUCAUAACUACCAGGGGAGUGGAUGAUUUGAUCAGUCUUUUCCGACGUCCUCCAUCACGAAAAGCCAAAGCAGCUUGAUGGAUGUUUUGGUUGUAAGGGCAGAGAAAUUUUGGUUAUUAUGUUUUCAUGUAACCUAACCUCUGUAAUAUCCACAAAUUUCUUCUCAACUACCAAUCACUGAAUGCUCAAAUAGUGAUGAGAAACAUCUUGUAAUAAUUGUUGUUGAUAACCAAUUUAGAUUAAAAUGAAGAAAAAUCUUCUAGGCACGU
Messenger RNA from Lactuca virosa, 1974 nucleotides. The record is from the annotation of a GenBank genome assembly. Lineage: Eukaryota; Viridiplantae; Streptophyta; Magnoliopsida; Asterales; Asteraceae.